Chondrus crispus (carragheen) is the source of this 2755-nucleotide messenger RNA. RefSeq lists its product as hypothetical. Bases 1 to 2694 code for a protein of 897 amino acids. Lineage: Eukaryota; Rhodophyta; Florideophyceae; Gigartinales; Gigartinaceae. The transcript has 2 exons. Gene Ontology annotation, cellular component: cis-Golgi network; membrane; COG complex. Gene Ontology annotation, biological process: intracellular protein transport; Golgi organization; intra-Golgi vesicle-mediated transport. The record is from RefSeq and is a predicted model, not a curated record.
AUGGCGCCGUCGCACUCGCCGUCCGGCCGCGCGCGCGGGCACGGCGAGUUCCUGCGGUCGUGGGAGAGCGCGGCGCCGCUGAUGGACAGUCAGCUGCGCCUGUGCGCGACGGUGGAGGCGCAAUGCGCGCCGUUGCCGCAUGCGAAGCCGCCCGAUUCGGCGGCCGUGCCGCGCACGGGGGGCGGAGAGGAGGAGGACGCGGCAGGAAGAGCGCGCGGGGGAGCGCACCCGUACAAGGGCGUCGACGGCCUGCGCGGGCUCGCCACCGUCGCCACGGCGGAGGACUUCCACGUCUGGCACGACGAGAUGGAGCGCCGCCUCGAGGAGGCCAACGAGCACAAGUACCGCACGCUGGUCGUCUCGCUGCAGCGCGAUCGCGACACGGUCGAAGGCCUGCUGCGUGUGGCGGACGCGGCGGACGAGGCGCUGCGCCGCGUCAAGGAGGGCAGGCGCCUCGUGGACGAGGUCGUGGUCCGGUUCAAGUCGGACUGCGAGAAUAUGGUCUCGGAUCGGAAGAAGAUGGGCGAGCUGGCAGACGCUUUGCGCAAGAGGCUCACCUACUUCGAGGAGCUGGAGACGCUCACCACCAAGUUCGGCGGCGGGAAGGAUGCUAUCGACCCUACCCACCCUGACUUCGUCAGGCUCCUGCAUCGUUUGGAUGAGUGCGUGGCCUACGCGUCGAGCUCGACCGGAGCCGUCGCGGAGGCCGACGGUUAUCUCGCUAGGUUUCUCGAGCUGCAGAGGCGCGCCUUCACUUCGGUACGCGACCAUACGGUUACUGUGCUCAGGGAUACCGCGAAUACUGUUGCGAAGGAGCUCAAGAGCGAUCGCGCGAGUGGCGCGGGCUUUCGACAUGCCGACUUGACCGACGCGUCCAAGGAGUAUUUGCGCUUUCGCACCAUUGCCCCAAAGGUCAAGUCGCUUAUGACCGAGCUGCACUCUCGCGCCAAGAUGAAUCCCGCUGGGAAGGGGCCGCUGACUGGAAGGGAUGGCGGUGGGGAUGCCAGAGGGACGUACGGCCGGGCGGUGAAUUCCAUUUCGGACCCGUACUCGAAUCCCGCAGCGAGCGGGAUCUCGGGGCUUAAUACUAACCCGGCGUUUUCGACGAGGAGCACUGCGCUUUAUUUGUACUCUGAUUGUGAAGAAUGCUUUUUUGAGCAGCGGAAGAAUCUGCUGGAACCGUCAGUGGCGGCGCAUAUCAAGAGUUUGGGUGAUGUUCGGAAUAUGAUCGCGCUAGCCCGGCUGGGCUCGGCGCACGUGCUGCGCGUUUGCCAGUUGGAAAGGCAGCUCUACGAGCACUUUUUCCCAUCCGAGGCCUCGGAUGCCGAUGAGAGUGCCAUGCUGCUAUCUGCUUUACGCGGCGUUUGCGACAUGGUAUAUAUCGAACUGAGGCCGCAAAUCGUCCAGGAGGAUGACCUCGACAAGCUCGUGUAUCUCAUUGAAGUCCUCAAGACAGAGAUUCUUGGGGACGAGGUGCCGCGCCGUGGGUUCGCAGGGAAGGCAUUUGCUCCGUCCGCCGUGCGUGCAAUAGCCGACGCCCAAGAGCGGAUUAUCUUCCGUGCGGAGGUGUUUAUGCGUGACGGAAUUCGUGGUUUUGUACCGAAACCAGAGCAUCUGGAUUAUCCAGAAAGAAUCCUCGAGCAUCAGAGGCAGAUAGCUGCGGCUUCUCGAGGCACUCCAGGUGCGGGUCAACCGACUUCGGCGGGGGCUAGCUCGCAUGGAGCAGGGGCCGAGGGAAGCGAGUCGUCGGAACGCACCUCGCCAAAGAAUGAAGUGCGAAGUAUUGGCAUAUACGCAACAUGGUAUCCACCUGUGGAGCGGACGCUAAGGCUACUAUCGAUGCUCUAUCGAUGCGUUGAUGGCGAGGUGUUUGCCGGAGUUGCGCAAGAGGCUGUUGCGAUUUGCGUACAAUCGGUUGGCUCUGCAGCAGCAAGAAUUGCUGCGAUGGAUAAGCCAAAUGCAGAGGAUCACGCACAAUUGUUUCUUGUGUGGCAGCUGCUGAUGACGCGCGAGCAAAUAUCCCCUUUUGAUGUGGAAAUGAGCUACACAGAGCAUGAGCUCGAUUUCUUUGAGCUUCGUUCCCUGUUGGGUUCUGUGAUGAGGGGACAGUUAUCGGCAAGAUCAUUGACUGCUCCUCCAACUGUGAGAGCGACAGUAGUGGAUUCGAAACGGGAACUUGACCAUCGCGUGCGGGGGGCGUGUGAGUCGUUUAUUCUGAAGACGACGCGAUUGCUUCUUGAUCCUGUGUUGUCUUUUCUCGCCAAGUGCAAUGCGCUACCAGUACCGCGGAAGGGUGCACACACCGAAUUGGGUCCCGGGCAAGUACCCGCGACGCCCCCCAAGGCUCCGUUUGAUAUUUUGAAAGCCAAUUCCGGGUCGUUUGCGCAUCCGAAGCGCCUGCGGGAAACAUGGCAGAAGGUGAAUGAGGCUGUAAGUAAUGAGCUACCGGCGCUAGUGAAUCGAAUGAAGAUCUACAUCUCUAAGGCAGCCUCUCGGGCGGUGUUGCUACGUCCUAUUCGAGCAAAUAUCGCUGAGGCGGCGACCGAGUUGCUCUCGUCACUGCAACUGCGGUACACGUUGGACGAGCGAGAAGUGAUUGGUAUAGACGGCGAACAAGUAGGAAAACUACUGGACGAGGUAGAUAGCAUUAUGGGAAUUGCAGCGCGAACACCGAUGGCCGUGAACCGAUCUUGACGGGGGGAAAGCGAUGUGCGAUGUAAAAAAACAGACUGGCCAGUGAAGGUUUUUGAUCUUG